AUGGCUUCACUCUCCGUUUCGCGCCACAGCCAUCUCUUAUCGGGCUCCAUUCCGGCCCGCUCCAAGCCCAUAUCGGGACCCACCAGGGUCCGAAUGUCCCUCCGCGAAAACGGGCCCUCCAUCGCCGUCGUGGGCGUCACCGGCGCCGUCGGCCAGGAGUUCCUAUCUGUCCUCUCCGACCGCGACUUCCCCUACCGCUCCAUCAAAAUGCUGGCCUCGCAGCGCUCCGCCGGCCGCCGCAUCACCUUCGAGGACAGGGGCUACGUCGUGGAGGAGCUCACGGCGGACAGCUUCAAUGACGUUGACAUCGCGCUCUUCAGCGCCGGCGGCUCCAUCAGCAAGAAGUUUGGCCCCGUCGCGGUGGAUUGCGGGACGGUGGUGGUGGACAAUAGCUCCGCGUUUCGAAUGGACGAGAAGGUGCCGCUGGUGAUUCCUGAAGUGAACCCCGAGGCGAUGCAACAUAUCAAAGCCGGAAGUGGCAAAGGCGCUCUCAUUGCGAACCCUAAUUGCUCCACCAUUAUUUGUUUGAUGGCCGCUACCCCUCUUCAUCGACAAGCUAAGGUGUUACGAAUGGUUGUCAGUACCUAUCAGGCUGCGAGUGGUGCUGGUGCUGCUGCAAUGGAAGAGCUCGAGCUGCAAACUCGUGAGGUGUUGGAAGGAAAACCACCCACUUGUAAAAUAUUUAAUCGACAGUAUGCUUUUAAUCUAUUCUCGCAUAAUGCAUCUGUUCUUUCAAAUGGAUACAAUGAAGAAGAAAUGAAAAUGGUCAAGGAGACGAGGAAAAUCUGGAAUGACAAGGACAUUAAAGUAACUGCCACAUGCAUACGAGUUCCUGUCAUGCGGGCUCAUGCUGAGAGUGUUAAUCUUCAAUUUGAAAAACCACUUAAUGAGGACACUGCAAGAGAUAUUCUGAAGAAUGCUCCAGGUGUAGUGGUUAUUGAUGAUCGUGAGUCCAAUCAUUUUCCUACUCCAUUGGAAGUGUCGAAUAAGGAUGAUGUUGCUGUUGGUAGGAUUCGCCAGGACCUGUCUCAGGAUGGGAAUCAAGGAUUGGACAUCUUUGUAUGUGGGGAUCAAAUUCGCAAGGGAGCUGCACUUAACGCUAUCCAGAUUGCUGAGAUGUUGCUAUGA
Molecule: messenger RNA, 1128 nt
Organism: Sphenostylis stenocarpa
Lineage: Eukaryota; Viridiplantae; Streptophyta; Magnoliopsida; Fabales; Fabaceae
Source: the annotation of a GenBank genome assembly